Messenger RNA from Torulaspora globosa, 1089 nucleotides. RefSeq names its product Hif1p (gene HIF1). Gene Ontology annotation, molecular function: histone binding. NCBI's taxonomy places the organism in Eukaryota, Fungi, Ascomycota, Saccharomycetes, Saccharomycetales, Saccharomycetaceae. Gene Ontology annotation, biological process: CENP-A containing chromatin assembly; DNA replication-dependent chromatin assembly. The transcript has a single exon. The coding region runs from base 1 to 1089 and encodes 362 amino acids. Gene Ontology annotation, cellular component: nucleoplasm. The record is from RefSeq and is a predicted model, not a curated record.
AUGAGUGGUUCCGAAGCCGCAGCUGAGAUGUGUCGAGAGGUCAAAGACCUGCUGAUCGAAGGCGCCAAGUACACGGCCAACGGAGACUUGGAGAAAGCAGUGAAGUGCUAUACUAAAGUGCUUGAUCUGGAGUCGCAGAAGCCGGAGCCGUAUGUGCUGCUAGCUAGAUGUUUGUAUCAGACCGGACUUAAGCGAAACGAUAUUUUUGGGGGUCAGCAAGGUGAUGGGCAACUGGGACAGGGAGAAGACGAUGAAGAGGAAGAUGAUGAGGACAUGAGCGAUAGCGAAGAGUCAUCAAGCAGUGAUCGCAAUCGACCAGCUGUAGGUCCCUUGAACUCUCGCUUGUAUCAGUUUGACCAUGAGGAAGAGGAAGAACUAGAUGAUGUGGAGCCAAGGGACGAACCAGGUGAGGAAGAUGUAAGAGAGGGUUCGAUCCCGGAAGGCAGUGAUGAAGCAGACGAGGAGCGUUCUGACGAUGACCUAUCGCCAGCAGACGGCUUUGAGAACUACCUGCAAGGUGACCUCUUUGAAAAUGCAUUGGAGCUGCUGUAUCGGGCUCGAAUCAUGUAUAUGGAGUCCGCUAAACCAUCAGAAGAAAUGCCAGAGGAUUUCCAGAUGAAACUUGUCGAAGUUUACGACCUGCUGGGCGAUAUUGAUCAGGAACUGGAAGAUUUUGCACAGGCUGUCAGGGAUUACGACGAAGCAAUAAGUAUGUGCCAAAAUGCGUCAUCCCAGGAAUCAAACGAUCAAAUUUUAACCAUCUACAUGAAGCUAGCCGAAGCAUUGAAGUGGAUGGAUCCCGCGAGCGAUAUAACGCCUGAACAGCAUAAGGAGCAUCUGAUCAAGAUAAAACGGCUUCUCAAGGCAAGAAUCAGAAGUGGAGAAACGAUUCAUAUCGAAGAGGAUGAAUUGCGCCUGCAAAAAAUCAAUGAGGAUUUAAAGGCUCUCAAAGCAAAUCCACAAGAGGCUGGGCUCGACAAGAACUCCAUGAUGCAGGCUAUCUUGAAGCAGGCGCUUGAAGCCACCAAACGGGGCGAGGUAAACGACCUAUCCAAGAUGGUGAAGAAAAAUAGAAAAAAGCCGUUAUAG